Messenger RNA from Ascochyta rabiei, 1248 nucleotides. Its product is annotated as Argininosuccinate synthase. NCBI's taxonomy places the organism in Eukaryota, Fungi, Ascomycota, Dothideomycetes, Pleosporales, Didymellaceae. Gene Ontology annotation, cellular component: cytoplasm. The transcript has 4 exons. Gene Ontology annotation, molecular function: ATP binding; argininosuccinate synthase activity. Gene Ontology annotation, biological process: urea cycle; L-arginine biosynthetic process. Bases 1 to 1248 code for a protein of 415 amino acids. The record is from RefSeq and is a predicted model, not a curated record.
AUGGCCAAGGGACGCGUCUGUUUGGCUUACUCUGGCGGUCUUGAUACCUCGACCAUUCUGCAAUGGCUGAUCGAGGAAGGCUAUGAGGUCGUGUGCUUCCUCGCCAACGUCGGCCAGGAAGAGCCCUGGGAUGAGGUCGAGAAGAAGGCGCUCAAGAUUGGCGCGAAGAAGAUGAUCAUCACCGACCUGCAGAAGGAGUUUGUCGAGGAGCUCUGCUUCCGCGCCGUCCAGUGCAACGCUUCCUACGAGGGCCGCUACCUCCUCGGCACAUCGCUUGCCCGCCCCGUCAUCGCCCGCGCGCAGAUCCGAGUUGCUCAGCAAGAAGGCUGCGACUUCGUCUCCCACGGCUGCACCGGCAAGGGCAACGACCAGGUCCGCUUCGAGCUCGCUUUCUACACUCUCCAGCCUACCAUCAAGGUCAUCGCGCCCUGGAGGCUGCCUGAGUUCUGCGACCGCUUCAAGGGCAGGCAGGAUCUGCUCGACUACGCUGAGAAGCACGGCAUUCCCGUCACAUCCACCAAGGCCAAGCCAUGGAGCAUGGACGCCAACUUGGCCCACUGCUCCUACGAAGCCGGUAUCCUUGAGGACCCCAACGUCUCUCCCCCCGACGACAUGUGGACCAUGACUCAGUCCCCGCUCGCCGCCCCCGACAAGCCCACCGACAUCACCAUCCACUUCGAGAAGGGUGUCCCCUCCAAGCUUGUCACGCCCGAGAAGACGUACACCGACUCGGUUGAGCUCUUUGUUGCGCUCAACAAGCUCGGUCACAUGCACGGCAUCGGCCGCAUCGACAUCGUCGAGAACCGCUUCAUCGGCCUCAAGUCCCGCGGCUGCUACGACUCCCCCGCCAUGACCGUCCUCCGCCUCGCACAUUUGGACCUCGAGGGUCUAGUCAUGGACACCCAAGUCCGCAACCUGCGCGACCAGUUCGUCUCGCACAACUGGAGCUACCAGCUCUACAACGGCAUGUACUUCUCGCCCGAGCGCGAGUUCAUCGAGAACAGCCUGCUCUUCUCGCAGCGCCGCGUCAACGGCGAGGUCCGCCUCACGCUGUACAAGGGCAACGCGUACGUGCUCGGCCGCAGCAGCCAGACCGAGAAACUGUACAGCGAGGAGGAAGCCUCGAUGGACACGCUCGACAACUUCAGCCCCAUGGACACCACGGGCUUCAUUGCCAUCCAGAGCAUCAGGCUGAAGAAGUACGGGCUGCAGAAGCAGGAGGAGGGCGCUAACCUCAGCCGCGCGUAG